Messenger RNA from Dibothriocephalus latus, 564 nucleotides. NCBI's taxonomy places the organism in Eukaryota, Metazoa, Platyhelminthes, Cestoda, Diphyllobothriidea, Diphyllobothriidae. The record is from the annotation of a GenBank genome assembly.
AUGAACUUGGCCCGCAACUAUGGCCUCCCCGAAGUGCACAAGGAGGGUGGACCUCUCCGAUCCAUCGUAUCACUGAAAGGCACUCCAACGUACGGACAAGCAAAUUGGCUGUUUCGGCGUCUCAAAUUUAUGACCGCUGAAUUGGAGACCACGGUCCGCUUAUCAAUACCAUUCUUAGAAAAUAUUAACGGGUUAAGUCUCCCGGCAAGUGAUGUCAUUAUUUUCUUCGGUGUCACGUUCCUAUUUACUUCUAUCCCUCAGGAUCUGGCAGCAGCAUCCAUCGACCAACUCCUACGAAAUAAAUACGAUAAGACAGAGAAUCACCUUGGACAUGCUCAAAUCCUACAGCUCCUUAAGUUCUGUCUGAGCACGUACUUCACAUUUAACGGAACAAUCUAUGAGGGGACGCAAAUGGGUUCACCGAUCUCGGGACUCGUAGGCGAGGCAGUACCACAAUGGCUGGAGUCGCUGGUCUUCCAACAUCACAGACCGAAAUUCUGGGCGGGUUAUUUGAAUGACACCUUCGUCGUCAAUAGUGGAGAAUAUGCAAGUUCCAGGAAGUAG